CUUUUUAGUUUUAGAAACUUCACAUCACUCUUGUUUCUCUCUCUACUCUGGCACUUCUCUCUCUACCCCCACGGUCCCCGGCGGCGAUGCUUGCCGGCGCUGAAUCUUCUUAUCCACGUGAUAUACGAAUAACACCCUAGUCUUUCUUGGCCAACGGAAGAGUUUUCCGGCGACUCUGACGUCUAUCCGGCCGGAAUGACGCCGCUUUAUCGGGAAAGAUCAGAUUAGCUCCCCUGAAGCGCGGUUUGGAUCCAAAUCGAUGGCUCUCUUUUUAGAAUAAUUUUGUGCUUCCAUCUGUAAAAGUUAAUUGAUUGCAUGUUCUGGUUGUUUUGCUUUAUUUCUUCACGAAAACAGAAUUAUAAGCUGGAUAUACAGAUUAAUUCUGAGAGUUUAGCUGGAAGUUUGAAUCUUUUAUUGGAAUUGAUGCUUUUCUUCGUGGGUAUAAAUUGGGUGUAAUCGAUGAAUUGGAGGGCUUAAAUAAAGGUUGUUCUGAUUCUGUGGGGAGAAGAUAUUUUAUAUGGAAAAGUGAUUUUUGAGUUGAUAGCUUGAUGGGUAUGAUUGACAGAUGAGAAACCUGUUGUCUAGAGAUGGAAAAAAGUACUCUGUAUUGGGAAGUGAUUGGGGGAACUGGAGCUUAAGUUCAAACAAUACAUAGAAAGACUAUCAGAACUUUUUCUAUAAGCGGGUUUUGAAGUUUUGGGUUCGAUUUAUUUUUUACGCUGUUUGGGGUUGCAGGGUAUGAGAAGGGACAGAAUGAAUUCUGAAGCCCAGAAGUCAAAAAAGUUCAUGUUUUCUUCUUUUAAUUGUAAUACAAUGAAUCUUUCUCGUUCAUUUGGAGAAGAAACUGAUAUGGGAUCGAAAGGAGAAGAUGAUGAUGGUCGUCUUUUCGGAUCAAGUGAUUCUUUUCUCCCUGGUUUGCAUGAUGAUGUUGCAUUGACGUGUCUUGCUCGGGCUAGUAGGUCGGAUUAUGCUUCUUUGUCGUGCUUAAAUGUCAGAUUUAAUAUGCUUAUUAAAAGUGGGUAUUUGUAUGAGUUGAGAAGGCAGUUGGGGAUUUUGGAACAUUGGGUGUAUAUGGUUUGUGAUCCUAGGGGAUGGGAGGCAUUCGAUCCCUUCAGGAAUAAAUGGAUGAGAUUGCCAAAGAUUCCUUGUGACGAAUGUUUCAAUUACGCAGAUAAAGAGUCACUAGCGGUGGGGAGCGAGUUGCUAGUUUUUGGACGUGAGUUGUUAGAUUUCGCCAUUUGGAAGUUUAGCUUGACUUUUCGUGAUUGGAUCAAGUGUGAAGGGAUGAAUCGUCCUCGAUGUCUUUUCGCUUCAGCAAGUCUUGGUCCAAUUGCUAUUGUCGCAGGGGGAAGCGACAAGAAUGGGAACGUUUUGAAGUCUGCAGAGCUAUAUGACUCUUUAACUGGUAAAUGGGAAAUGCUACCAAGCAUGUAUUCACCUCGUAGAUUGUGUUCUGGUUUUUUCAUGGAUGGAAAAUUUUAUGUGAUAGGUGGGAUGACUAGUCCCACUGAUUCAUUGACUUGCGCGGAGGAGUUUGAUCUUAAGACAAGAAAGUGGAGGAAAAUCGAGGGUAUGUAUCCUAAUGUCAACCGAGCUGCACAAGCACCUCCUCUUGUUGCAGUUGUUGAUAACCAACUUUAUGCUGUUGAAUAUCUAACAAACAUGGUGAAGAAGUAUAACAAGGAAAGGAACACGUGGGAUGAAUUGGGGCGACUUCCAGUUAGGGCUGAUUCCUCAAAUGGUUGGGGUCUUGCUUUCAAGUCUUGUGGAGAUGCUCUUCUUGUUGUGGGUGGGCAACGGGGCCCUGAAGGUGAAGCUAUCGUCUUAAAUUCUUGGCACCCCAAAUCAGGGGUCAAGAAUGGCACUUUGGACUGGCAGGUCCUCGGAGUGAAGGAGCAUGCUGGUGUCUUUGUCUACAAUUGUGCUGUUAUGGGUUGCUGAGAAGUUCUCCAUGGAGAAAAAACAGGUUUCUGGACCCCUGGUUUCUUCGUUUUAGGUUGUUUCUGAUCCUUUUAUUGACCAAAUUUGUUAUUGUUUGAAUUAUCCUCUUUCAAUUGUUGCAUAAAGUUUCUCUUUGGGUUUUAUAAGAUUCCGCAUCUUUAUUCGCUUUCCGAACUCUUUUUUAGGCUCGUCCAUUUUCUUAGAUUGUUGUGUUUGUGGUUCCCAAUUGACUGCAUGAUACGGAAAACAUAUCAGGCCUUGUAUGUAUUCCUGUUCUGAUGCUUUGUAAAGGAAAAAGAAGAGGUAGGCUUUUCUUUCA
Molecule: messenger RNA, 2260 nt
Organism: Sesamum indicum (sesame)
Lineage: Eukaryota; Viridiplantae; Streptophyta; Magnoliopsida; Lamiales; Pedaliaceae
Product: Galactose oxidase/kelch repeat superfamily protein
Cellular component (GO): nucleus
Molecular function (GO): protein binding
Source: RefSeq, a predicted model, not a curated record